Lathyrus sativus (Indian pea) is the source of this 1473-nucleotide messenger RNA. Lineage: Eukaryota; Viridiplantae; Streptophyta; Magnoliopsida; Fabales; Fabaceae. The record is from the annotation of a GenBank genome assembly.
AUGUGGGGGCAUUACCGUGAAAAUUCCUUUAUGUACAAACGUACUCCUACAAAAGAUAAUUCAAAUAUGGAAGAAGACGUGGAAGAAAACUCAGAUCUUUUAGACAACUGUAUGGGUAAGGAAACAUCAAAUCCUUCUUGGAAGCGUUCUUUACCACAUGUACUUGUGGCGACCAUUGCUUCAUUCCUAUUUGGAUACCAUCUCGGAGUAGUUAAUGAACCACUUGAGAGCAUUUCUUUGGAUCUUGGAUUCCAUGGAAAUACCUUGGCAGAAGGCCUGGUGGUGAGCAUAUGUCUUGGUGGUGCCUUGUUUGGUUGUUUACUGAGUGGCUGGAUUGCUGAUGGAGUGGGGCGACGCAGGGCUUUCCAGUUGUGUGCUUUGCCAAUGAUAAUUGGUGCUUCAAUGAGUGCAGCAACAAACAACUUGUUUGGCAUGCUUGUUGGAAGGCUAAUUGUUGGGACUGGCCUGGGCUUGGGCCCUGCUGUUGCUGCUCUGUAUGUGACAGAGGUUUCUCCUGCUUUUGUGCGUGGUACCUAUGGGGCCUUCAUCCAGAUUGCAACAUGCUUUGGUAUAUUGGGCGCAUUAUUUAUUGGAAUCCCUGUCAAAGAAAUUUCUGGAUGGUGGCGGGUUUGUUUUUGGGUAUCUACCAUACCUGCAGCUAUACUUGCUCUGGCUAUGGUCUUCUGUGCAGAAAGUCCACAUUGGUUAUACAAGCAAGGAAGAACUGCUGAAGCAGAAGUUGAAUUUGAAAGGCUUCUGGGUGUAUCCGAAGCAAAGUUUGCAAUAUCACAGUUAUCCAAGGUAGAUAGAGGUGACGAUACUGAUAAUGUGAAGUUCUCUGAAUUGCUUCAUGGUCAUCAUUCUAAAGUUGUUUUUAUUGGAUCAACCCUAUUUGCUUUACAACAGCUAUCUGGUAUAAAUGCUGUGUUUUAUUUCUCUUCAACUGUUUUUAAAAGUGCUGGAGUACCAUCGGAUGUUGCAAAUGUGUGCAUAGGAAUUGCUAAUUUGACAGGAUCUAUCAUUUCAACGGUUUUGAUGGAUAAACUUGGAAGGAAGGUUCUACUCUUUUGGAGUUUCUUUGGCAUGGCGAUAUCAAUGAUCAUUCAAGCCACAGGAGCAAGUUCACUUUUACUAAACACGGGAGCUCUGUACUUAUCUGUUGGUGGCAUGCUAAUGUUUGUCUUUACAUUUGCUCUUGGAGCUGGUCCAGUUCCAGGUCUACUUCUAACAGAAAUCUUUCCCAGUCGAAUCAGAGCCAAAGCCAUGGCAUUCUGUAUGUCCGUACAUUGGGUCUGUAAUUUCCUUGUUGGGUUACUGUUCUUGCGUUUACUGGAGAAACUUGGUCCACAACUGCUUUACUCAAUGUUUGCUACAUUCUGCAUGAUGGCAGUAAUUUUUGUAAAAAGAAAUGUGGUGGAAACCAAAGGGAAAUCACUUCAAGAAAUUGAGAUAGCACUUCUUCCUCAAGACUAG